Messenger RNA from Kluyveromyces lactis, 1161 nucleotides. RefSeq names its product Mec3p (gene MEC3). Gene Ontology annotation, biological process: mitotic intra-S DNA damage checkpoint signaling; double-strand break repair via homologous recombination; mitotic DNA replication checkpoint signaling. NCBI's taxonomy places the organism in Eukaryota, Fungi, Ascomycota, Saccharomycetes, Saccharomycetales, Saccharomycetaceae. The transcript has a single exon. The record is from RefSeq and is a predicted model, not a curated record. Bases 1 to 1161 code for a protein of 386 amino acids. Gene Ontology annotation, cellular component: checkpoint clamp complex; site of double-strand break.
AUGAAACUAAAACUAAGUAUUCAAGCAGGUACUGAGGACUACUCAUUGUUCAGGACAACGUUGAUAACGGUGUCCAAACUACGAAAAACAUGUAUUUUAAGAUUUACCUCUUCUAGGCUGGUCAUUAUAUCAACACCAAACAGUACAGGAACGGUCAUAGAUCAGGGUCAAGUUUGGUGCACAGUCCCACACGAUGUGUUUGACACAUAUGUAGUUAAUUCAAUUCGAGAAGAUAAUAGAGUCGCCAUGGAGUGCCCCUGUGAUACUAUUGUCGGCGUGCUGCGGAAAUUCGAUAAAUGCAACGCAACUCAAUUGACCAUCAAAUUGGUAAGAUUGGUAACUGUUGACAAGGAAAGUGAAGCAGCUGCAGCUGCUCACAAUACAGACAAUACACUCUGCGGAUUAAGCUUUUCAUUUCAAGAUACACGAGAUGAAAGGACGAUACAGCAUAAUAUUAAGGUCGGCGUCAAAUUACUGUACAAUGCUCAAGACGAGAAGAUAGUAGAACCAACAGUUAAUUAUGUGGGGAUUUUGAUGUUACAACUUCCGAGUCACGUAAGUGAAUGGGGUCCAGGUUUUAAUGCGUUUUUUAAGCGAAUAGAACGAUACGGAAAUGUCAAUACACUCAAGAUACAUGGCGAACAAUUGGGCGAAAAGGGUUCACUGAAGGUAAUUGUUGAUGAAUUUGACUGGAAACUUAACAUCGCAUGGAAAGGCCCGUUAGAUGCAAUGCUCAAUGAUAUGGAAGGUGAUGAUUCACACUCUGAUCCAAGAGAUGAUACGCUUCGACACAACGGUGAGACAAAUGCAGAGUCAUCCCCAUCACCGGUAGCAUGCAAUGAAAUGCAUAUUGAGGACAGUGAUGUCUUGGACACUGGUAUACACGGAAAAUCCAUUGAUCGACAUUCAACAAUGCUAGAAAACGCUUCUGCUAGGCAAUCACAAGACAAGUUGAAAGGUCACGAGGUUAUAGUAAGGGUUCGUGAUUGGAAAGUUUGUUCUAAACUUUAUGAAUCAUUUGAAGAAGUCGUUCUAGUGAUAUCACACGAUGACUCUUGUGUUUUCCAUUGCUCUUUGGAAAGAGGCAUUGACAGAGAUGAAAACAAUAAGGAGAAGGGUCAAAUUAUUUAUUACAUAAGUAAAUGUAAAUCGUUAAACUGA